Penicillium pulvis is the source of this 363-nucleotide messenger RNA. RefSeq lists its product as uncharacterized. The record is from RefSeq and is a predicted model, not a curated record. Bases 1 to 363 code for a protein of 120 amino acids. Lineage: Eukaryota; Fungi; Ascomycota; Eurotiomycetes; Eurotiales; Aspergillaceae. The transcript has 2 exons.
AUGUCCACCGUAGCCGAAACCCUAGGAGAUAUGUUCGCCUCACUGCCACCAUCACCCGCAUGGGCCCCCUUUUGGAGUAGUCUGUUCGAAGGCGCCCUAUCUGCUUUGUCGGUCUGGCUCUUUGCUCUAUUAGGCUUCACGAGUGCCUAUAAUAUGCAGUUGGGCUGUUCGCUAGCACUCCAUCUCGCCUUUUUUCUUAUUACGGUUUUGUUUGGUCGUCGAGAUGGAUGGCAAAGAGAGGAUACCACAGAAUGCCUUGGGCGGAUGAUUAUUGUUGCUAUGUUUGGGGUGUAUAUCUAUCAAUACUUUUAUGGACAGCGGCGAACGCGAAUUGAAGGAAGGGCUGGUAACAAUGAGAAGUAG